Molecule: messenger RNA, 2118 nt
Organism: Lagopus leucura (white-tailed ptarmigan)
Lineage: Eukaryota; Metazoa; Chordata; Aves; Galliformes; Phasianidae
Gene: SV2B
Product: synaptic vesicle glycoprotein 2B
Exons: 12
Coding region: 1-2118 (705 amino acids)
Biological process (GO): transmembrane transport; chemical synaptic transmission
Cellular component (GO): membrane
Molecular function (GO): transmembrane transporter activity
Source: RefSeq, a predicted model, not a curated record
AUGGAUGAUGGAUACAGAAACACAAACCUCUACCAAGGGGGAAGGGAGACAAACCAAGUCUCAGAUGAUUACAGGUACCAGGAUGGUAACUACGAGGGAUACGCACCCAAUGAUGGCUACUACCGUGGUGGGGAUGAACCCACUCAUGAAGAAGACGCCCAGAGUGAUGUUACAGAAGGCCAUGAUGAAGAUGAUGAGGUCUAUGAGGGGGAAUACCAAGGAAUCCCGCACCCAGAUGACAUUAAAGCCAAGCAGAAGAAGCGAGCUCCUGCCAUGGAUGAUGAGUACAGAGACCGUGCUGACCUUAUGGCAGAGAGGAUGGAGGAUGAGGAGCAGCUUGCCCACCAGUAUGAAAACAUCAUUGAGGAGUGUGGCCACGGACGCUUCCAGUGGACCCUCUUCUUUGUUUUAGGGUUGGCGCUGAUGGCAGACGGGGUGGAGCUGUUUGUGGUUGGAUUUGUUCUGCCCAGUGCUGAGAAGGAUAUGUGCUUGUCCAGUUCAAACAAAGGCAUGCUAGGUCUGAUAGUCUACCUGGGAAUGAUGGUGGGGGCUGUCAUGCUGGGUGGCCUCGCUGAUAAACUGGGAAGAAAGAAAUGCCUCAUCAUAUCACUUGCAAUCAAUGCUGCCUUCGCCUUCCUGUCCUCUUUUGUCCAGGGAUACGGAUUCUUCCUUUUCUGCCGCCUUAUCUCAGGCCUCGGUAUUGGGGGAUCCCUCCCCAUCGUGUUUGCCUAUUUCUCUGAAUUCCUGUCUCGUGAGAAGAGGGGUGAGCACCUGAGCUGGUUGUGCAUGUUCUGGAUGAUCGGUGGUAUUUUUGCUUCAGCAAUGGCGUGGAGCAUCAUCCCACAUUACGGCUGGGGGUUCAGUAUGGGAACCAAGUACCACUUCCACAGCUGGAGAGUCUUUGUUCUGGUCUGCUCCCUGCCCUGUAUCGCCUCCUUGGUAGCACUGAAGUUCAUGCCUGAAAGCCCGCGGUUCUUGCUGGAGAUGGGUAAGCAUGAUGAAGCCUGGAUGAUCCUCAAGCAAGUUCAUGACACCAACAUGCGGGCCAAGGGUGAGCCAGAGAGAGUGUUUACGGUUUCUUAUAUCAAAACUCCAAAGCAAGUUGAUGAGUUCAUUGAAAUUCAAAGCUCAACAGGGACUUGGUACCAGCGGUGGCUGGUCAGAAUCACAACCACCUUCAAACAGGUCUGGGACAACGUGCUAUAUUGUUUAACAGCCCAGUACAGGAUGAACACGCUGAUGCUGGCUGUGGUUUGGUUUACUAUGGCCUUAAGUUACUAUGGCCUUAUUGUCUGGUUCCCUGACAUGAUCCGCUAUCUCCAAGAAGAGGCCUAUGAGUCCCGAGUGAAGGUCUUUGAUGAGGAAGAAGUGUCACACUUCACCUUUAAUUUCACCCUGGAAAACCAGAUCCAUAGAAACGGGGAAUACAGAAAUGAUAAAUUUAUUGGCAUGAAAUUCAAGGAGGUGAGAUUUGAGGAUUCACUAUUUGAAGAAUGCUACUUUGAGGACGUGACAUCCAGUGAAACCUUCUUUGAAAACUGCACCAUCAUCUCUACUGUCUUUUACAACACUGAUCUCUAUGAACACAAAUUCAUCAACUGCAGGCUGAUAAACACCACGUUCAUGAAGGAGAAGGAAGGCUGCCAUCUGGACUUUGAGGAGGACAAUGAUUUCUUGAUCUACUUAGUCAGCUUCCUUGGCAGCCUGUCUGUGCUGCCGGGAAACAUCAUCUCUGCACUGCUUAUGGACAAAAUAGGGAGGAUAAAGAUGAUCGGUGGCUCAAUGCUGAUCUCUGCAGUGUGCUGCUUCUUUCUCUUCUUUGGCAACAGCGAAUCGGCGAUGAUCGGCUGGCAGUGCCUCUUCUGCGGGGCCAGCAUCGCCGCCUGGAACGCCCUGGACGUGAUCACUGUAGAGCUCUACCCCACGGAUAAAAGGGCAACAGCCUUUGGCAUCCUCAAUGGGCUUUGCAAGUUUGGUGCCAUCCUGGGGAACUCAAUCUUUGCCUCCUUUGUAGGGAUAACCAAGGUGGUUCCCAUCCUUCUGGCUUCCUCUGCUCUGGUUGGAGGUGGCCUGCUCGCUUUGCGCCUCCCAGAGACUCGAGACCAGGUCCUGAUGUGA